AUGAAUUAAUAGAGACUUUUAUAUUAUCAUAUCUUUUAUAAGCAUACAUUAAAUUUUCAGAAUAUAAAUGCCGAUAUAUCAACAUUUUUUUUCAAUUAUUGUUUUAAAUUGAUACGUUCAAAUUGUAUGGCAUCAAUAGAGCAGCUUUCCAAGGUAGAGGAUCCCUAAUAAAUGCUAAAAGAUGAUUCUUCAACUUCAUCACAUGGAUCAGAUUCUUCUGACUCUUCAUAUGAUUUCGCGCAGGACUUAAACUAAAAGCCCUCGUCCAAGAGAACUCCUGAAGAGGAGAAGGAGCUUCUCUAUAAAUAUAGAGGAAAGCAUGGCCUAAAAUAUGCCAAAAUAUCAAAUGAAUAGCGACAGAAGUUGAUAAAGCAAGUGUCUACAACAGGCUGUACUAUAAAAAGCGCAGCUAAGGAAUUAAAUAUUAAUUUUUCAACUGCAAAGGCAAUUAUGCAAAUUUAUAGAAAGGAGGGUCGCACUUCAAAGAAAAUAAAGAGAGAGAACAAGAAAACCUUAUAAACCAAGUAAGAAAUUCUAAACCAAACCACUUCAGAUAAACCAAAUUAUGGUGAAUCACUACCGAAAAAAGCUGAUGUGGUGUAAGAUAAUUUAGACACAAAUCUUUAUCUAUAAGCAGAAGAGACCAAUAGGAGUUAAGCUCUAUUUAUUUAAUAAUUAAACACAUAGAAUUUAUUAUUAUAAGGCCGAGUACAGUAAUUGCAAUAGGAAAAAUAAUAAUUAACUCAGAACUACUCCUAAUUAACUUAUUAAUAUAACCAAUUAUAAUAGAUGAUGUCACAAAUGAUGCCUUCAUAUUAUAGACCUUAUCCUUGAUUAUGAUCUUUUCAUAUUAUAUCAAAAUUGUAUUAAAUCAAAUUUAAUUUAAAA
Messenger RNA from Paramecium tetraurelia, 888 nucleotides. RefSeq lists its product as uncharacterized. The transcript has 5 exons. The record is from RefSeq and is a predicted model, not a curated record. NCBI's taxonomy places the organism in Eukaryota, Ciliophora, Oligohymenophorea, Peniculida, Parameciidae.